This is a messenger RNA of Amyelois transitella, 1474 nucleotides long. RefSeq names its product exosome complex component RRP40 (gene Rrp40). The record is from RefSeq and is a predicted model, not a curated record. Gene Ontology annotation, cellular component: cytoplasmic exosome (RNase complex); nuclear exosome (RNase complex). Gene Ontology annotation, biological process: TRAMP-dependent tRNA surveillance pathway; exonucleolytic trimming to generate mature 3'-end of 5.8S rRNA from tricistronic rRNA transcript (SSU-rRNA, 5.8S rRNA, LSU-rRNA); U4 snRNA 3'-end processing. Lineage: Eukaryota; Metazoa; Arthropoda; Insecta; Lepidoptera; Pyralidae. Bases 195 to 905 code for a protein of 236 amino acids. The transcript has a single exon. Gene Ontology annotation, molecular function: RNA binding.
AUCCGUUGAAUCCGACUGUCAAUGUCAAUCAACGGUCAAUUCGUGCAAAUAAUAAUGUCAACAAAACGCACGCGAGUUCCGGAUAAACCAAAAGUUUUCGUGGUGUACCUAUAUAAAAACCUAGCACUUUAUAAGAACAAAUGAAGAUAUUUUAAGAAGCUUGAUAAACUUUUCACUUAAAAAUAAAAACAAAUAUGAGGAUUUCCGUAGGGGACGUUGUUCUUCCUGGUGAUUCCUGUGAAGAAAUAGAAGCCGCAGGUGAAAAGGGCAAAGUGAUCCUCGGUCCGGGCCUUCGUAAAGAUAUCGACAAAAUAUUCGUCACCAAACCCGGUGUGCUAAGAAAACGUGCAUCCAAUACUUUCUGGGUGGAUAGCUAUCAAAAGCGAUAUGUGCCAUCUAGAGGAGAGAAUGUUAUUGGCAUUGUAGUUCAAAAGGCUGGUGACAUAUUCAGAGUCGACGUCGGCGGCAGCUGCCCCGCCUCACUAUCAUACCUUUCUUUUGAGAAUGCCACAAAAAAGAACAGGCCUGAAGUCCAAAUUGGCGAUGUAGUAUACGCAAAGAUGCUAGUGGCCAGCAAAGAUAUGGAACCCGAAUUAGUUUGUGUAGAUUCCACAGGGAAAAAGGGUCGUAUGGGUGUUCUGUGUGACGGUUUCGUGUUCAAAUGUUCCUUGAACCUUGUGAGAAAGAUUCUGAACCCAAAUUGUCCUUUGCUGAACUCAUUGAAGAAUGAAUGGCCAUUUGAGAUAGCUGCAGGAAUGAAUGGUCGCAUAUGGAUUAAAGCUAGCAGUAUGAGGGAAACUAUAGCAGUGGGUAAUGCUAUUCUCGGCUGUGAGUACAUGAGCGAUGAUGAGAUUAAGAGUUUGUGCUCAAAUAUAGCAGCUAUCCUUGCAGGUCAUGUGUCCUGAUGUCAAUUCAAAGAGUAAUAUUUUAUUUUUACUAUGGAUAACUAAAACUGUAAAUAAAUUUUGUAAUAAUAAAAAAGAUAAGUUUUUUUUAUCCUUGAUUUAAUUUAGGAUGCCUAUGAUACUAAUUAAUCAUGUAUCUUACUGUAGGUAUUGUCUUUGCUUUUUCUUUCAUUUUAAGAAUGCACAUACUAGGUAGGAAAUCAAUGUAUAAAAACCUGCUUGUAGAAUUACUUGACAGAAGUACAUAGAAUACUUUUUCAUGUGGUUGUUGAUUAAUAAAUAUUUUUUGCUCACAAAACUAUGAACAAAAUCUAGUUACUGUUACUACUUUCUCUUGGCACUAAAUCUACUGCAAACAAAUCUGUCUACUCCACAUCUUGGUUGAAUAAAAACUUGAUUAUAAGUAUGUAACAAAUAAAACAACCAAAAACAGUGAUUGGGAGAUUUAUUUUGGCAAAUGCAACUAUCCUAACUUGAAAUCUCAAUACAUAUGUAAAACUACUACUGCAGUUCAAUUUUAUUCAAACCUAUUCAAUAAAUAUUAUAUUACAAUCUUUCAAGCGUGCCAC